ACAGUAUUUGAUGACAUCUGAUUGGUAGUUGUAAGGUCUGACGUGAAGUGAGCGACUCCUUGCCCUCACAGUUGCUGGGGGACCUCUGAAGGCUACAGAAGCAACUGGAAGACGUCAACAUGUCAGGUGAAGAGAAGAAAAGGGUCCGGGCGGUCCCUAAAGCCAAGAUAAAACUUACCCUGCAGAGUCUCAUGAAGGGAGAGGAUGACAUGAAGAAGGCUAUAGACCAGGCCUGGGACAAGCUGGACACAGACAAGAGCGGCUUCCUGGAGAAGGAGGAAUUCCGUGAGGCCAUCAACCUCGUGCUGGUUGGGGAAGGAGACGAGGAGGGUAUUGGAGAAAAGCAGUUCAACAGCUUUUUCGACAAGGUGGACAAAGACGACGACGGCAAGAUCUCUAAGGAUGAGUGGUUCAAGCGGGCCAGGGGACUCUUUAAGAGGAUGGAGGAGAACAUCGACAACGAGGACGCGCCUUAGUGUCCGUCAAAACAAGCCCAGACCAGAAGUUGCCAUCAACAGAUUGGAGUUUUCACGGACCACCAAACUACUGCGUCAAUGGGGUUACUCACGUCUUAUACGUCAAAGUUCGAACGCUUUCUAACAUGUUCGAUACACUUUCGAUGCGUUCUAAUGAUAUCAAUACAUGUAAUAUUUAGAACGUGUUCGAAUCUUGGCAUAGACUCAUGGUACUAGUACUAGGACCUCGUCCCCUGUGGUAACAGGUUUGGUGGCCUGUGAUUCGUUUAAUCAAACGUUUGAUAUGCGUGAUAUGUUCUGUGAGGAGAGUGAAAUAGAGCACAUGUAACGAAAUCAACGUUAACGGCUUGGAAUAAAAGAGUCUGAGGCACGUGGA
Messenger RNA from Branchiostoma floridae (Florida lancelet), 852 nucleotides. Its product is annotated as parvalbumin alpha-like. The record is from RefSeq and is a predicted model, not a curated record. Lineage: Eukaryota; Metazoa; Chordata; Leptocardii; Amphioxiformes; Branchiostomatidae. Gene Ontology annotation, molecular function: calcium ion binding. Bases 120 to 476 code for a protein of 118 amino acids. The transcript is spliced from 6 exons.